Molecule: messenger RNA, 4665 nt
Organism: Anthostomella pinea
Lineage: Eukaryota; Fungi; Ascomycota; Sordariomycetes; Xylariales; Xylariaceae
Source: the annotation of a GenBank genome assembly
AUGGCGAAAGACGAUAAUGGAAAUGAUCACAAGUCCGACAGUGCGACCAAGCGAUCGAGAUGGGCUACCCGGAAACUCACGGUCAAGAGCAGUAAUGUCAAGAGGCUGUCCCUCAUAAAAAAGAUGCACAAGGGGACUGGGUCGACAGAGAAGAAACGCCAGUCGGGAGGCUCACAACGCUCCACCGGCAGCCGGUCAACUGGGCAAGGAGAUCACGAUCAGGAAGAUGAUGCCACUGCAAUCGACCAGAACGAACAGACCGACGCGAAUAGUACCACAUCCGAAGAGGAGGGAGAGGGGAGGACGCUUUUCUUCAAUAAACCAUUGCCCGAUGAGUGGAAAGACGAGGAGGGAAACCCCUCGCGCGUCUAUUCGAGGAACAAGAUCCGAACUGCCAAGUACACCCCAUUGUCCUUCGUGCCGAAGAACCUGUGGUUUCAAUUCCACAAUAUUGCCAACAUUUUCUUCCUUUUCAUGGUGAUUCUGGUGUUUUUCCCCAUCUUCGGAGGUACCAAUCCUGGGCUCAAUGCCGUGCCCCUGAUCUUUAUCAUCGUCGUCACAGCCAUCAAGGACGCCAUUGAAGACUAUCGCCGGACAAUUCUCGACAACGAGCUGAACAACGCCCCGGUGCAUCGCCUGAUUGGGUGGAACAAUGUCAAUGUCGCCGAGGACAACGUCUCGACUUGGAGGAAAAUAAAAAAAGCCACCUCCAAGUAUCUGGGUGCCUGGUGGCGUGCGACAACGAGUUUGUGGAAGAAGGAUCACAAUGGAAAGGGCGCACUGCAGAAUUCCUCCGAUCCACGGCCCUCGGUGGAGACCAAGGCGACACAUGGCGAGUCGAUGCUGUCUCCGCGCGGCGAUAGGCGGUCUUUUGUGUCGGCAUACGAGGACAUCCAAAUGACACCCGUUGCCUCGCCUCUUCCUCCCACAAAAGAAUUGGAGUUGGGGGAGGACACCCCUACUCACGUUCUCGCGAGGGAGAAAGGUGACCUGAUUAACCACGAACUCGAAUCCAAUGGCCAGGCAAGAUUCCAUAAGGAUGCGUGGAAGAACCUCCAGGUUGGCGAUUUCGUACGACUGUACAACGAUGAUGAAUUGCCCGCAGAUGUUAUCGUAUUGGCGACAUCCGACUCGGACGGGGCCUGUUAUGUGGAAACCAAGAAUCUGGACGGUGAGACGAAUCUGAAGGUCCGUCAAGCUCUUCACUGCGGGCGAUCGUUGAAGCAUGCGAGGGACUGCGAACGCGCCCAAUUCACUAUCCAGAGUGAGGCUCCGCAGCCCAACCUCUACAAGUACAACGGCGCCAUCGAAUGGCAACAGGACUUCCCAGGUAUUGGACCGAGAGAAAUGUCGGAGCCGAUCACUAUCGACAAUCUGCUGCUCCGUGGGUGCAAUAUGAGGAAUACCGAGUGGGUCUUGGGUGUGGUCAUCUUCACGGGUCACGACACCAAGAUCAUGAUGAAUGCGGGUGCUACGCCUAGUAAGCGAGCACGCAUUGCCAGAGAGCUCAACUUCAACGUCAUCUGUAACUUUGGCAUCCUCGUCAUCAUGUGUCUGGUCUCCGGCAUUGCCAACGGUGUUGCUUGGUCCAAGAAUGAUGCUUCGAUAGCCUGGUUCGAUUACGGCUCGAUUGGCAGUACCCCUGGCAUGACUGGCUUCAUCACUUUCUUUGCUGCCCUGAUUGUCUUCCAGAACUUGGUGCCAAUUUCGCUGUACAUCUCGCUGGAAAUCGUCCGCACGCUACAAGCCAUCUUCAUUUACAGCGACGUGGAAAUGUACUACGAACCGAUCGACUACCCCUGCGUGCCAAAGUCGUGGAACAUCUCAGACGAUAUUGGCCAAAUCGAAUACAUCUUCUCCGACAAGACGGGUACCCUCACGCAAAACGUCAUGGAGUUCAAGAAGGCUACUAUUAAUGGUCAACCCUAUGGCGAGGCCUACACAGAGGCGCAGGCCGGUAUGCAAAAGCGCCUGGGCAUCGACGUUGUGAAGGAAGGUGCCCGAGCCAGGGAACAGAUUGCCGCUGGCAAGGUUCAAGCUCUGGAAAGCCUGAAGAAAAUACACGACAACCCGUACUUGCAUGCGGACGACAUGACAUUCAUAGCGCCUGACUUUGUCGAUGACUUGCGAGGAGAGUCUGGACAGGAGCAGAAAGAGGCCAACGCGCAUUUCAUGCUGGCUUUAGCCCUCUGCCACACUGUCAUCGCCGAGCACGUUCCCGGUGACCCGCCGAGAAUCGACUUCAAAGCCCAGUCUCCCGACGAGGCAGCUCUUGUCGCAACGGCGCGUGACAUGGGGUUCACUGUACUCGGUCAGACUGGAGAUGGCAUUAGAUUAAACGUCAUGGGUGAAGAGAUACACUACACUGUUCUCAACACGAUCGAGUUCAACUCCAGUCGGAAACGUAUGAGUGCAAUCGUCAGGAUGCCGGAUGAACGCAUCAUCCUGUUUUGCAAGGGCGCUGACAGCAUCAUCUACUCCCGUCUGAAGCGAGGAGACCAAGCGGAGCUUCGCAAGACUACUGCUGAGCACCUCGAAAUGUUUGCCCGAGAAGGUCUACGAACGCUUUGCAUAGCGCAGCGCGUUCUGACCGAAGAGGAGUACCUCUCAUGGCGAAAGGAACACGACAAGGCCGCCACCGCCCUGUUGGAGAGAGAGGAGAAGUUGGAGGAGGUUGCCGACAAGAUAGAGCAGGACCUUACCCUCAUCGGCGGGACUGCCAUCGAAGACCGACUUCAGGAUGGUGUUCCCGACACCAUCGAGUUGCUCGGACGUGCAGGUAUCAAGCUCUGGGUCCUGACUGGAGACAAGGUCGAGACUGCUAUCAACAUCGGAUUCUCCUGCAAUCUUUUGAACAACGACAUGGAACUCAUGCACAUCAAGGUAGACGAAGACGAGACCGGCACAACCACGGACGAAGAGUUCAUGGGCCGUGUCGAGCAGCAACUCAAGCAGGGGCUUGAAUCGUUCAACAUCACGGGUAGCGAUCAAGAUCUCGCUGAUGCCCGAAAGAACCACGAGCCACCAGCACCAACACAUGCUCUAGUCAUCGACGGGUUCACUCUGAAAUGGGUGCUGGAUGAUGCCUUGAAACAGAAGUUUUUACUUCUGUGCAAGGAAUGCGCAUCUGUUCUCUGCUGCCGUGUCAGUCCCGCCCAGAAAGCCUCGGUUGUGGCAAUGGUCAAGACCGGUCUGGAUGUGAUGACCUUGUCCAUCGGAGACGGUGCCAACGAUGUUGCGAUGAUCCAAGAGGCAGACGUGGGUGUUGGUAUUGCUGGUGUCGAAGGUCGACAAGCCGUCAUGUCAGCAGAUUACGCCAUCGGUCAAUUCCUCUUCCUCCAGCGGCUUGUCCUUGUUCACGGCCGCUGGUCUUACAGGCGGAUGGCCGAAGUCAUCGCCAACUUCUUCUACAAGAACAUGAUCUGGACAUUCACCAUCUUCUGGUACCAAUGUUACUGCGACUUCGAUAUCACAUAUAUCUUUGAGUACACCUACAUCCUCCUUUUCAACCUCAUCCUGACAUCGGUCGUUCCGGUCCUCAUCGGCGUUCUCGACCAGGACGUUUCUGACAAAGUCUCCCUGGCUGUUCCUCAACUGUAUCGUCGUGGCAUCGAGCGCCGGGAGUGGACGCAACACAAGUUCUGGAUGUACAUGUUUGAUGGUCUAUACCAAAGUGGAAUAGCCUUCUUCAUUCCUUACGUGGUCUUCGCGCGGACGUCCGUCGUCAGUGGGAACGGCUUGGAUGUCAUGGACCGGUACCGUUUCGGUGCCUAUAUUGCACAUCCUGUGAUCAUCACCAUCAACCUCUAUAUCCUCAUCAACUUCUACAGAUGGGAUUGGCUCACGCUCCUGGUUGUCUGCAUCAGUGAUCUCUUCAUCUUCUUCUGGACUGGCGUAUACACUUCGUCGACGUACUCGUCGCAGUUCUACAAGGCAGCUCCCCAAGUGUAUGGCGAGGCCACGUUCUGGGCUGUCCUCGUCAUUACGCCAAUCAUUUGCAUCAUGCCUCGUUACGCCAUCAAGGCUUUGAGAAAGGUCUACUGGCCCCGAGAUGUUGACAUCAUUCGAGAACAAAUAAGUCAGGGAAAGUUCGACGAGGUCCUGAAGGAUGAGAAGCAGGACGCAGACGAAGAGGUGGCGAUGAAAGCGAGUUUCUCGGGCUCCUCAGAGUCAUCACGGAGGAGAAAGCAUCAGACAUACCAGAGCGUUGAUGAAGACCUCAGGCCCAUCUACCCACCGUCUGUUGCCACCCAGUCCGUUACAACAUACAACGCUCAUAGCCCAAACAAUAGUGACGGCACAAACUACACAAGGCACGGGCCGUCGAUGGACUUGCCUGUUAGCCAACCUGCGGAUAUCCCCGCGCGUCCUUCGUUUGAUCGCGUCCGGCCUUCGUACGAUCGAAUCCGGGCUUCCAUGGACCGCGUACGGCCAAGCUAUGAAGCGACAAAUGAGUUUACGUCUGCUGCUAUGUUGAGUCGGCUCGAGUCAUCCCGUUCCGGCGUACCAAAAGUACCGGAUGUACCAGAAUCUCAAGGGAGUGGAAUAAUAGGGAAAAUCCGACGGCGUACCCGGGGCAAGUCCUUCAAGUCAGCGUUUGGCUCCCAUCAUCACAAGGACACCAAUCAGCAUGAUAACAACGACCCUGACAACAUCGACGAGUGA